Molecule: messenger RNA, 990 nt
Organism: Choloepus didactylus (southern two-toed sloth)
Lineage: Eukaryota; Metazoa; Chordata; Mammalia; Pilosa; Megalonychidae
Product: olfactory receptor 151
Exons: 2
Coding region: 34-990 (318 amino acids)
Biological process (GO): sensory perception of smell; G protein-coupled receptor signaling pathway
Cellular component (GO): membrane
Molecular function (GO): olfactory receptor activity; G protein-coupled receptor activity; odorant binding
Source: RefSeq, a predicted model, not a curated record
UUUUUAAACUCUGUUAGGAAGAUUCAGAGAAGAAUGGCUGCAGAAAAUCACUCCACAGUAACAGAGUUCAUUCUCGGGGGACUAACAAAUCGGCCAGAGCUCCAGCUCCCCCUCUUCAUCCUCUUCCUAGGGAUCUACAUGGUCACCAUGGUGGGGAACCUGGGCAUGAUCACCCUAAUCCGUCUCAACUCUCAGCUUCACACCCCUAUGUACUUUUUCCUCAGUAAUUUGUCCCUUGUAGACAUGUGCUACUCCUCUGUCAUUACACCUAAAAUGCUGGUGAACUUUGUGUCAGAGAAGAACAUCAUCUCCUAUGCGGGGUGCAUGUCACAGCUCUACUUCUUCCUCUUUUUUGUCAUUGCCGAGUGUUACAUGCUGACAGUGAUGGCCUAUGACCGCUACGUUGCCAUCUGUAACCCUUUGCUUUAUAACAUCAUCAUGUCCCAUCAAGUCUGCUCCCUGCUGGUGACUGUGGUUUAUAUUAUAGCCCUCAUUGGCUCAACAAUAGAGACUGUCCUCAUGUUAAAGCUGCCCUAUUGUGAGGUGCUCAUCAGACAUUACUUCUGUGACAUCCUCCCUCUCAUGAAGCUCUCUUGCAUUAGCACCUACGAUGUCCGGAUGGCAGUUUUCUUCUUGGCUGGAUUUGACAUCAUACUCACCAGCUUAACAGUCCUUGUUUCCUAUGCCUUCAUCCUCUCCAGCAUCAUCCACAUCAGUACCACAGAGGGCAGGUCCAAAGCCUUCAGCACCUGCAGCUCCCACCUGGCAGCUGUGGGAAUAUUCUAUGGCUCUACUGCGUUCAUGUACUUAAAGCCCUCCACAGCCAGUUCCCUGGCCCAGGAGAACAUGGCCUCCGUGUUCUACACCACAGUGAUCCCCAUGCUGAACCCCCUAAUCUACAGUCUGAGGAACAAGGAGGUCAAGGGUGCCUUGCAGAAAACACUGAGGAGAAAACUGUUUGGAUUCAAAUGUUAUUCUUCCUCGGUUUGA